This is a messenger RNA of Microthlaspi erraticum, 630 nucleotides long. The record is from the annotation of a GenBank genome assembly. Lineage: Eukaryota; Viridiplantae; Streptophyta; Magnoliopsida; Brassicales; Brassicaceae.
AUGAAGCAUUCGAAGGAUCCGUUCGAAGCAGCAAUCGAAGAGGAGCAAGAGGAAUCUCCGCCGGAAUCACCCGCUAGCGGCGGCGGAGGAGGCGGGGGCGAUGGUAGUGUCGAGGGUCGAGCCGAAAUCGAGCAAACUCCGGAAGAGGACGAGAGAGAUGUAGGUGUUCGCCGUCAGCCGAAGAAGCUUAAAUCGUCGGUUGCCGCUGAAGCGAAGAACAAAGAUGAGGAUGAAGAAGAAGAGGAAGAGAAUAUGGAAGUUGAGCUAACCAAAUACCCAACUAGUGCUGAUCCUGCUAAGAUGGCCAAAAUGCAGAUCAUUUUAUCGCAGUUCACUGAGGAUCAAAUGAGCAGAUAUGAAUCUUUCAGGAGAUCUGCACUGCAGAAAGGAAACAUGAAGAGGUUAUUAGUGGGUGUAAUAGGGAGUCAGAAGAUCAGUACGCCAAUAAUAAUCGUUACGUGUGGAAUCACAAAGAUGUUUGUUGGUGAACUCGUCGAAACAGCUCGAGUUGUUAUGGGGGAGAGGAAAGAAACAGGGCCUAUAAGACCUUGCCAUAUCAGAGAGUCGUAUCGAAGACUAAAGCUCGAAGGAAAAGUGCCUAAAAGAUCUGUUCCACGGCUCUUCCACUAA